AUGAAGGUUCAUAUUUAUCUCUUAUUCUUAUCCAUUUGGACAAUCAGUUGCUUAAAUACAAACCACAUCAAUGAAUCAUCCACUUCCAGAACUACAGGUAUGUUUGUAAAAACUACGGUCUCUCCAGAAGAAAAGAUGAAGGAUUUUAGGAAACACUUGCUGGACUUCAUAAUUGGAAUAAUGAUCAUAACCUUUACCUUUACCUGCUUUUGUUUACUGUAUCAUAACUGCGUGGUCGAGGAGGUCCAACCACCACGACGGCUCAACAAAGAAAAUAUGGAAGCUAUAUCAUCCUGGGUAUCCAAGGUAUCAGCUUGUCAACCUGAUAUAAUAACUGAGGACUUUCUGGAAACUCAACCUCUGCUGUUAAAUUCAGACCAAAAAGCUGAGCCCUCAUGUCAAGAAAACCUAUCUGUGCCAAACGAUACAAUAAAACCAGUUGAGCCUGCAAGUCUAGAAAAGCCAUGCAUACCAUCCAACCCACAAAAUGCAAUGAAAUGUACAAAUACUGAUAAGUCAUCCAUGCAAUGCAGUGUAAAAACAUUAAACAAACAAUUCGAUACAAAAAGGUCAACCAAGUCGUCAAGUCCCCAAAGAUUACGUAAGUCAUCUAGCCAGAAUAAGUCCUAUAAGAAACACAGCCUUAAAAAAUCGCAGAAGCUCGCCCAUACCCGUAAAUUAUCCUGCUCAGAGAUGCAAGCCAUACAACCCUGGCUAACCACUGUGAAAAUGCCAGCUGCUCUAGUCACACAGCCUUGCCUAUCAGUCUCCAAUAUUCAACUUGUGUCCAUCAAACCACCUAGAAGGAGACCAAAUCAGGCACGUGGAAGCCAUGAUCAAAAAAAGUCAAUGAGUACAGGAAAGGUUGUGUUACGCGGGAAGUAUUCAUCAUUCUCAUUUUGCAAAUACUAUCAGGAAAAAUGUAAUCCUGAAUUUCUUCUCAAAGAUCUUGCGGGGCCAAAGAGGGAGCAUGCUGGAAAUCCUUAUGUUUCAAAGACAAUGAAGCCAUGUCCCAAGUCCUUUUAUGAAGCAGAGUACAAGUACAUUGAAAGAGUGUACAAGUACAAAUGUUAUAAAGAUGAGAGGAAUGAGACUAUGAAAACAUGUGAGCGUGAAGACAGUGAUAGAGAGAUAGUCAUUAUUUGUGGCAGCAGUCUUGAUGAUGACAUGGUUGAAAGCGUCUCAACUUACUAA
Molecule: messenger RNA, 1194 nt
Organism: Alexandromys fortis (reed vole)
Lineage: Eukaryota; Metazoa; Chordata; Mammalia; Rodentia; Cricetidae
Gene: CUNHXorf66
Product: chromosome unknown CXorf66 homolog
Exons: 3
Coding region: 1-1194 (397 amino acids)
Source: RefSeq, a predicted model, not a curated record